This is a messenger RNA of Aspergillus pseudotamarii, 513 nucleotides long. Its product is annotated as cytochrome b5-like heme/steroid binding domain-containing protein. Gene Ontology annotation, cellular component: membrane; endomembrane system. Bases 1 to 513 code for a protein of 170 amino acids. NCBI's taxonomy places the organism in Eukaryota, Fungi, Ascomycota, Eurotiomycetes, Eurotiales, Aspergillaceae. The record is from RefSeq and is a predicted model, not a curated record. The transcript has 4 exons.
AUGUCAUCUCCACAAGACGGGGCAGUCCCGCCGCCCGCCGAAGUUAUGUCAAUCGCAUCGCCGAUUAACCUCCUUCUUCUCUCCCUCUUCGCCGUUCUGGUGUACAUGCAAUUCCGACCAAAAGCGCCUGUAACUCUUCCCAAGGGUCCUGCGCCCAUCGUCUUCCGCACGUUCACCCCCACUACUCUGCUCGAAUUCAACGGUGUCGAUGGAAAGCCCGUCUAUCUAGCCGUCCGCGGUCGCGUCUUCGAUGUAUCCCCCGGCAGGAACUUCUACGGACCGGGUGGCCCCUACGAGAACUUCGCUGGCCGAGACGCAUCCCGUGGAUUGGCCUGCCAGAGCUUCGACGAGGAGAUGCUUACUAAGGAUCUGAAAGCUCCUUUGGAUGACCUCAAGGAUCUUGAUGCGGAAGCGUUGGAAAAUCUCCAGUCUUGGGAGGAGCGCUUUUUGGAGAAGUAUUUGGUUGUGGGUAAAUUGGUUGCUGAAGGAGAUCCGGAGGCUCCGAAGGCAUAG